Messenger RNA from Gossypium raimondii (Peruvian cotton), 5156 nucleotides. Its product is annotated as lysine-specific demethylase JMJ27. Gene Ontology annotation, cellular component: histone deacetylase complex; chromatin. Gene Ontology annotation, molecular function: histone H3K9 demethylase activity; chromatin DNA binding; transcription coregulator activity. NCBI's taxonomy places the organism in Eukaryota, Viridiplantae, Streptophyta, Magnoliopsida, Malvales, Malvaceae. Bases 460 to 4863 code for a protein of 1467 amino acids. The record is from RefSeq and is a predicted model, not a curated record. Gene Ontology annotation, biological process: regulation of transcription by RNA polymerase II. The transcript has 13 exons.
UAACUAACAAAAACAAGUACUAUAAUUGUCUUUAAUGGUGAGUCGUGGGCACAUCCCUUACCAGAACAUAAAUAACAUGUGUUGGGUUGGAUUCCCCUUUUUCUUUCCCGUAUUCAAAUAAAACAAACCCACUUCAAGUCUGUAUUUUUGAUGUCACCGUGUCACUCUCUCCAUGUCUCUCGAUAGCUGCAAACAUUUGCGGACCACUGACACAGUAAUGCUCCUUAGUCCUUCUCCUGUUGUGUCUAUUAUUGUGUAUAUAGGAAUCGCCUUUCUUUUUUUGCAUUUAAAGCUGUUGCCUUUAAUUUCAUAGGGUGUACAUUAGCCGUCAGAUUUCAAUUUCUUUUAUUUGCGUGAAAAAGGGAAUAGUUUUGAGUUAAUUGAAGUAACAGGUUUUUUUUUUUUAAAAAGAUCUUCAUUGGAAUAUGAUUUGAAUGGAUAGUUGCUGGAGGUGUAAAGAUGAGUGAAAGUGGAACUAGUCAAAGGAAGAAGCGAAAGCGUUUAAUUCCGGUGGUGGAGGAAGUAGGUAAAGAUGGGGAUCAGCAAAUUAAAGCUGGUGAUGGGAAUAGUGGUGACCAAGGAGAUCAAAGUUGGCUCGGUGUAGGUGGUGGUGGUGGGGGUGUUGAGAGUGUUUUGCAGUGGUUUGGCGAAGAUGGUGUGAAUGGAGGAGGUGAAGGUUUUAAGCUUUGGGGUGUUGGAAAUGAAGGUGGGUUUGGGCUUGGGAUGGAUGGGUCUGGUGAAGGUGGUGCUGGAUUUGGUGAUGAUGGUGUGUUUGGGGGUGUGGGUGGGUCUGGUGGGGUUGCAUUUGGUGGAAUGGGUCUCGCAGAUGGUCUAAUGGAAGGCUUAUUUGGUGGAGUUUGUGAACCAAACAAGGGUUUCAUCAAUGUUGGUGGUGAAGUAAGCCAGUUGUUUGCCGGUGAAGCUGAGUGUAGCAAUGUGGGUGGUAAUGGUAUUCAGGGGUUUCUUGAUGAAACCCUUGUUGCUGGUCUGGGAAAUGAAGGCAAGCAGGCUAAGGGUAAGCGUGGUAGGCCAAAGGGUUCAAAGAAAAACAACAACAACAACAAGAAAACUAUUGGUGGUGAACAUAUUAUUGAAGGGUUAAGUGAUAAUAAGGUUGAAAUGGAAGAUCCCCUUAAGCCUAAACGUGGUCGGCCAAAGGGUACAAUGAAGAAGAAGAAGAGGAAGAAAACUAUUGAUGGUGAACAGAGUAUUGAAGUGUUAAGUGAUGUCAGGGUUGAAAUGGAAGAUCCCCUUAAGCCUAAACGUGGUCGGCCAAAGGGUUCAACGAAGAAGAAGAAGAAAACUAUUGGUGAUGAACAGAGUAUUGAAGGGUUAAGUGAUAGCAAGGUUGAAAUGGAAGAUCCCCUUAAGCCUAAACGUGGUCGGCCAAAGGGUACAAUGAAGAAGAAGAAGAAGAAGAAGAAAACUAUUGGUAGUGAACAUUGUAUUGUAGGGUUAAGUGAUAGCAGGGUUGAAAUGGAAAACCCCCUUAAGCCUAAACGUGGUCGGCCAAAGGGUUCAACGAAGAAGAAGAAGAAGAAAACUAUUGGUGGUGAACAAAGUAUUGAAGGGUUAAGUGAUAGCAAGGUUGAAAUGGAAGAUCCCCUUAAGCCUAAACGUGGUCGGCCAAAGGGUACAAUGAACAAGAAGAAGAAGAAAACUAUUGGUGGUGAGCAGAGUAUUGAAGUGUUUAGUAAUAGCAUGGUUGAAAUGGAAGAUCCCCUUAAAGCCAAGCCUAAACGUGGUCGGCCAAAGGGUUCAAAGAAUAAACAGAAAAAGCUUGCUAGUGGAGUUGGGGCUGAUGACAAGGUUGGAAAUGAGAUUGUUUGUGUGAUGGAGAAGCAAGGUCUUGCAAUGGGUACUAGUGGUGACAAUGUGCAGUUGAACAGUAGGAAUGGUAAGCCAAAGGUUUCUAAAAAUGAGAAGGAAAUCAUUGUUGAAGAAAACCAAGAUAUGUCUGGUGAAAUUGGGGGUGGUGAAGGUGCAGAUGGCAUUCAUAAGAGAGAUAAUGUUGUUCAACCAAAGAGAAAAGUGGGCCGGGGCCGGCCAAAGGGUUCAAAGAAUAAGCCGAAAAGUAGUGAUGAGAAACUUGGACUGUCAAGUGAACAGCAGACCUUUCCGGUUGACAUUGUAGGGGGUUAUUUUGUUGAUAGAGGAUUUGGUUUAGUGAGGACUCCCCUUGUAAGGGAGGAAGAUAUGGUAAUGCCUGUUGAAGCUGUUACUUGUGGGGAUGCUAUUGGCAAGAAGAUUGAUGGUCGAAGGUGGAAUCGUGGCCGACCCAAAGGUUCAAAGAAUAAGAGAAAACGUCCAUAUUUCUUGAUGAAAAAGAGUUGUAGCAUUAAGUCUCAGGCUGAGAGAAAACGGUUUGUAGGAAAUACUUUGAAGAUGAACAAGGGUAUUUCAAGUAAGCAUCUUCGAGACAAUUUAGGCAUGCGGAAGAAAGUGUUAACAGCUGGUGUUCGAGGCCAUUUAAACAAGAGAAGAAAUGUAUUAACAGCUAAUUUUGGCAAUGCUCAAAGGAAGAGUAGAACGAGGAAAAAGAAUUCUAGCAGUCAAUCAGAAAGUUCAGAUUCAACACUUGAUUAUGCAAGCCAGAAGAGAGUGAAGAGGGCUUUCAAGAGGGGUUUUAUGUGCCACCAGUGCUGGAAGAGUGACAAGAGUGUUGUCAAUUGUUCCAGUUGCAACAGAAAACGAUAUUGCGUUGAGUGCCUUGCAAAAUGGUAUCCGGAGAAAACAAGAGAGGAUGUAGAAGUUUCUUGUCCAUUUUGUCGAGGCAAUUGUAAUUGCAGAUUAUGCCUCAGAGAGAAGUUAGCUGUCAUGGAUGAGCAUGAGGUAGCAGAUACAAAUAUUAAACUGCAGAAGUUGCUUUAUUUGCUACAUGAAAUUCUGCCUCUGCUUCGACAUAUACAACAGGAGCAACAUGCUGAACUAGAGGUGGAAGCCAGUAUACAUGGUGUGCAAUUGACAGAACAGGACAUAAUGGUAUCAGUGAUAGAUGAUGAUGAUCGAGUGUAUUGUGACAAUUGCAAUACAUCCAUUGUCAAUUUCCAUAGAAGCUGCCCUGAUUGUUUAUAUGAUCUAUGUAUCACAUGCUGUCAUGAACUUAGAAAAGGGUCUCAGCCUGGAGGGAAUGAAGCAAAAUCUUCUCACCAGCUGUCUGCUAAAAGAGUAAAUAGUCGAGCUAUGGGUUCAGAUGACCAGAUUCCUGCAGUGGCAGCAAGAAAUGAUUGGAGAGCUGAGGAAGAUGGUAGGAUUCCUUGUCCUCCAAAUGGAAAGGGUGGUUGUGGUCGUGAGACACUUUCACUGAGACGCUUAUUUGAAACUAAUUCAGUUGAGCAACUGAUUCAGAGUGCUGAGGAGCUCACCAUUAAUUUUCAGUUACCUGAUAUCGAGUUUUCUCAAGGCUGUUCUUUGUGUCAAACCAGCUGCUCUGCAGGAAAUGAAGCAAAAAACUUUGAAGUAAGGCAGGCAGCUCAUAGAGAGAAAAGUCAUGACAAUUUUGUGUACUGCCCGAAUGUAAUGCAGUUGGAAGACAAUAGCAUUCAGCAUUUUCAAACUCAUUGGAUGCGAGGUGAACCUGUUAUUGUUAGAAAUGUCCUUGAAAAAAGUUCUGGUCUUAGUUGGGAACCAUUGGUUAUGUGGAGAGCUUUUAUAGGUGCAAAAAAGAUAUUAAAAGAGGAGGCUAAGAGGGUUAAAGCAAUUGAUUGCUUGGACUGGUGUGAGGUUGAAGUAAAUAUUCUUCGGUUCUUCAAAGGCUACAUGGAGGGUCGGUGGUACAAGAAUGGAUGGCCGGAGAUGUUGAAGUUGAAGGAUUGGCCUGCUACAAAUUCAUUUGAAGAGUGUUUGCCAAGGCAUGCUGCUGAAUUUAUUGCUAUGCUUCCUUUUAAAGAUUAUACUCAUCCAAAUUCCGGAAUCCUGAAUCUUGCUACUAAACUUCCUGCUGUGUUGAAGCCGGAUUUGGGACCAAAAACGUACAUUGCUUAUGGAUCUUUGAAAGAACUUGGCCGAGGUGAUUCGGUGACAAAACUACAUUGUGACAUUUCUGAUGCGGUUAAUGUGCUAACUCACACAACCAAUGUGAAUCUGCCAUGGCAGAGCAAAAUCAUAGAUGAAUUGCAGAAGGCAUAUGAUGCUGAAAACUUGCAUACACGCUGUUGUGGUCAGAGACGGAAGGUGCCACAGAUAUUUGGAAGAAAGCGGAAAAAGAGACGUCAUAAAGAUGAAAGAAAGAAUCCUGAAAUGAUGUGUAAUCAAGAACAUAAUGACAACAUUGUGGGAAAAACGCAUAAUUCCGAUGAGGAAAGUUCUCUUAAUGGAAUUGAUUUAGGGUCUGUAAGACUUGAUACAAAUAUGAUUAGAGAGUCUGUUACAGAAAACCUGUGUUCAGAGAAUGAACUCGGUGGUGCUGUUUGGGAUAUUUUCCGGAGGGAGGAUGUACCCAAGUUAAUUGAGUACUUACAGAAGCAUCACAAAGAAUUCUAUCACAUUAGUAAUCUUCCCGUGAAUUUUGUUAUUCAUCCUAUUCAUGAUCAGACCCUUUAUCUCACUGAAAGACAUAAAAGGCAGCUGAAGGAGGAGUUCAAUGUUGAACCUUGGACAUUUGAGCAACAUGUUGGUGAAGCUGUUUUCAUUCCCGCGGGAUGCCCUCAUCAAGUAAGAAAUAGACAGUCAUGCAUUAAAGUAGCCCUUGAUUUUGUGUCCCCUGAAAAUGUGCAAGAGUGUAUAAGAUUGACGGAGGAGUUUCGCUUGCUUCCAAAAAGCCAUAGAGCUAAGGAAGAUAAACUGGAGGUAAAGAAGAUGGCGGUAUAUGCAGCAACCCUUGCAGUAAGUGAGGCCAAAGAUCUGAGUACAAAACUCAAGUAAGGUCAUGUUUGCUCUUCAUUCACCUCUUAUAUCCUACCGUGAUUGUGUAGUUUUUGUAAAGAAUGUGCUUUGCGAUAGUUGUUAGAUGACCUGUUUAAGUAGUAGCAGCUACGCUGAAGUAGCUAGCCAGCUCAAAUGAAUGUGUUUUUGACUCGAGUAAGUUCACCAUAUCUUUACUUAGCACUUAGCAUGGAAGCUUCACCAUCUGCAAAAAUACGCAGAUUCCUUAGAGAGCUUCCUUUUAACUACUAGAGGGAAUUUUCAGUAUCUGAUAAAAUUUAAGAUUCCUUGAA